AUGGACGUUGCAUCGGAGCUGGGGGCCGCGGCGGGUCGCUCGCUGCUGCUGUGCGCCGCUCUGCUGGCCGGGGGCUGCACUCUGGGCCUGUGUCUGGGCCGACACCGGGGGGCGGCGGACCGCGGGGCUCUCGCUUGGCUCUGCUACGACGCCUUGGUGCACUUCAUUCUGGAAGGCGCUUUUGUUUAUUUGGCUCUUGUAGGAAACAUUGCAGAAUCAGAGGGCUUGCUUGCUUCAUUGUGGAUAGAAUAUGGCAAAGCUGAUGCAAGAUGGCUUUAUUUUGAUGCAAACCUUAUGGCCGUGGAACUUCUGACUGUUUUUCUGGAUGGAUCUCUAGCAUUGUUCCUCAUUUAUGCCAUAGUCAAAGAGAAAUAUUAUCGGCAUUUCAUACAGAUUACCCUAUGUGUGUGUGAGCUGUAUGGUGGGUGGAUGACCUUCUUCCCGGACUGGCUUAUGGGAAGCCCCAAUCUCAACACCAGCAACUGGCUGUACUUUUGGGUAUAUCUGGUAUUUUUUAAUGGUCUCUGGGUUUUGGUACCAGGACUGUUACUGUGUCAGUCAUGGACAGAACUCAAGAAAAUGCAUCACAAAGAAACCCAUUCAGGGAAAAAGUUUCAGUGA
This is a messenger RNA of Orycteropus afer afer, 621 nucleotides long. RefSeq names its product EBP like (gene EBPL). Gene Ontology annotation, biological process: sterol metabolic process. The record is from RefSeq and is a predicted model, not a curated record. The coding region runs from base 1 to 621 and encodes 206 amino acids. Gene Ontology annotation, cellular component: membrane; endoplasmic reticulum. Gene Ontology annotation, molecular function: cholestenol delta-isomerase activity. NCBI's taxonomy places the organism in Eukaryota, Metazoa, Chordata, Mammalia, Tubulidentata, Orycteropodidae. The transcript has 4 exons.